This is a messenger RNA of Cuscuta europaea, 2156 nucleotides long. Lineage: Eukaryota; Viridiplantae; Streptophyta; Magnoliopsida; Solanales; Convolvulaceae. The record is from the annotation of a GenBank genome assembly.
AACCGAAACCUGUCCAGAACCUGUAUUACUCCAUCCUACCCGCGGGUCCUCUACCCUUUGCCCACCCCUGGACAAAACUAGAACCAAAUUGACCGUUUUCAGACAUUUUCCCUUCUGCACAUUGCAGAAGUUCCGCGUGACUUGCAACAUUUCACCUUGUCGGUUAUACAUUUGCGUCUGGACUCCGUAGUUAUAUACAAGGUCGUUCAUUUCCAUAUCUACAAAAGAUGACAAUGUUACAGAGCUCGCGCUGUAUACUCUCGCCAACGUCUCCGUCUUUAUUCGCCCCUGAUUUGCCAUACACUUCAUUUAUGCCGUCCAAGAGAACAAUUACCUCAAGACGCAGCCCUAGGUUCUCUAAGCUCAAUGUUCUCUCCAAGCAGCACCAACAGUCGUCGAUUGAUAGUGCCAGUCAUAAUAAGGACGGAUCGCCCUCGGCGGAGCAGUUUUUGCAGAACAACUCGAUUGCGGACUUCAUGAGGUUCAAGCAUCACUCCAAUGUUGGUGAACGGCUGGCCGAGCUGCAAACUGCCGUUGUUAGUUACAGGAAGAGGUUCCCUUGGUCAAUCCUUCAGCCCUUUCUGAGGGUUGAUUUGGUGUCGACAAUACACAUUGCUGAUAAAGAGUACGCUUUUCUCAAUUUAAUGAAAAAAUAUCUGGCAGUGAUGCUUAAUUUUGCUUCAGUUACUGAACCUUUGUAAUCCAUGAUGUUUGUUCAGCGGUCUAUGGGGUAGACAUAUCGAGAGAGACUUAGUGCGGCCAUGUACUUUGCAACUCUACAGAGGGAACUUGAGACAUAUGAUUGUGUUCUUUAUGAAAUGGUUGCAAGUAGGGAAAGCUUAGAGAGUAAAGGAAAUCUUGUUGUAAAAAAGAAUCUUAAAAGUCUAAAAAACAGGGGCUUCAAUUUUCUUGGUUUCAUUCAGAGACAGAUGGCUAGAGUUCUUACAGUUGAUUUUCAAUUAGAUUGUCUUGACUACCACUCUAAGAACUGGUACCAUGCGGAUCUUGACUUUGAAACCUUUAAGUUACUUCAGCAACAGAAAGGUGAGAGCUUCUUCACAUUUGCUAGGGAUAUGACAAUUAAAUCUACACAAGCUGUUGUGCAAUCUGCAUCAAUACCAGAUGAUCUUGGACUAUGGAAAUCCCAACUUCUGUGGGCUUCACGUGUGCUACCAAUGCCUCUUAUUGGGGUUUUCAUCAUUUCAGGAGUCUGUUUAGAUAUGGCAAGCCAGGCAUCACAGUAUCCAGAGCUAGAAGCACUGUCUAGGCUUGAUUUUGGUGCUGCAAUAAAACUGUUUCUGGCAAAGCAACUUACAUCUGAGUUCACACAGGCGACGGCUGAUGUGGAGGCGAAAUCUGUCGUAAUAGGCGAGAGAAACAAGGCAGCGACAGAAGCACUUAGAAGGGCGAUCGAUGAUGGGCACAGCAAGAUAGCCAUCCUUUAUGGGGGUGGACACAUGCCAGAUUUGGGGCGUCGACUACGUGCUGAGUUUGAUCUUUCUCCCUCUCAGGUACAGUGGAUAACUGCUUGGUCUAUUGGGGCAAGCAACACAACAAGCAGGAGCUCUUUCCCAUUUCUGAAAACAGUGGCUGAAGUGUUGCGAUGGCCGAUAAAUAGAUAUCAAACACUCGCACUGCUAAUAUUUUCAUCAGUCCUUGCGCUGGAUCUGUUGCUCUGGGAGCUGUUAUUUGGCACCACAGCUAAUUGGAUUACUCGUCUUGCUUUUGACACUUUCCAAUAAGUUCACAAUUCAUGAUGAUAUUGGUUUGUGUAUAGUACAUAAGUUGUAGAAAUGUGCAUAUGUUUUGAGUUGGAAAAUGAUACUCCGUAGGAUAUUAGCAGCAGGACAAGGAAAAUGGUCCAGGAAAAUGCGUCCUUCAGUUCUUGUUUGUUAUUAAAGAAGGCAAUGAUAUAUUUCCAUACUCUUGCCAUGCUUCUAUAGCUAUUCAUUUUAGUUAUUUGCUGAGUUGCUAAUUUCUGUGGUUCUCUGCAUAAGAUCUCUGUAUUCUAAAAAGCGUUGAGAAGGCAUCCAACGCUCGUUAGAACUUAGAACAUUGUUUCUUGCAUAAGACAAACACUUUUUGUUUAGGUAUGUUGAUGUACUUAUUCAGGAUUCAACAUUUUCAUUUAGGUCUGCUGGACGGUUUGCAACUCA